Messenger RNA from Pediculus humanus corporis (human body louse), 636 nucleotides. RefSeq names its product peptidyl-prolyl cis-trans isomerase, putative. Gene Ontology annotation, cellular component: intracellular membrane-bounded organelle. NCBI's taxonomy places the organism in Eukaryota, Metazoa, Arthropoda, Insecta, Psocodea, Pediculidae. The transcript has 5 exons. Gene Ontology annotation, molecular function: peptidyl-prolyl cis-trans isomerase activity. Bases 1 to 636 code for a protein of 211 amino acids. The record is from RefSeq and is a predicted model, not a curated record. Gene Ontology annotation, biological process: protein peptidyl-prolyl isomerization; protein folding.
AUGUUUCGAACAGUACUCCACGUUGAGCGUGGAAUUUGCCGCUACUCGUGCCUCUUACUAGGUUACAAUACCCGAGCCGGCUCUUUGAGUUCUUUAUUGCAUUUUUCAAAAGCUAGUGCGGAAAAAAUAAUGGCUUUACCACGAGUUUUUAUGGAUAUGGCUGCUGAUGGUCAAAGUUUGGGUCGUAUUGUGAUCGAAUUGAGAUCUGAUGUUGUACCAAAAACUGCUGAAAAUUUUCGAGCACUCUGCACAGGUGAAAAAGGAUUCGGAUACAAGGGAUCUACUUUCCACAGAGUUAUUCCAAAUUUCAUGUGUCAAGGUGGAGAUUUUACUCACCACAAUGGUACUGGAGGAAAAUCCAUUUACGGAGAAAAGUUUGCAGAUGAAAACUUCAACUUGAAACAUGUUUCCCCAGGAAUUUUAUCAAUGGCCAAUGCUGGUCCCGAUACAAAUGGAAGUCAAUUUUUUAUUACUACCGUGAAGACAACUUGGUUGGAUCGUCGUCAUGUAGUAUUUGGUAAAGUUGUCGAGGGAAUGGAUGUUGUGAAAAAGAUUGAGACAUAUGGUUCUCAAAGUGGUAAAACUGUAAAGGAAAUUGUCGUACAAAAUUGUGGACAAUUAAUAACAUUAAAAUAA